UUCGGUGGAACACCUGCCUUCCUGGCCUCCACAGCGUCGUCGGCGAAACGUCGUCUCAGCUACAACGAGCACAAUCGCAGAUCGUCCUUGGCACGUGCUUCUUGCAGGUCAGCAGUCAGUUUCAUUGGAAUGGGUGACGAUCUGUUAGCCAUGAGGCGAGCGGCCGAGUCUCCAGAAGAUGAGCAUCUGGCUUUCCAUGAGCUGGCAGCAAGGAAGGCUGCAUCAAAGGACAGUAAACAUGGUCACGAUGUUGGUACAAGUUCGCCUACUUUGGUUCAGAGCAAGCCAUUCUAUUCUGGGGGGCGCGUUUUUGGACGUAGUUCUAGGACGAAAAUGCAACACGUUACACGCGGUGUUGGGGGUCGGAAGCGAACGGUUUACUAUGAUGUGGAUGAUUCUGCAUUCUUUCACAUGUCUAGCAACGGAAGGUACUCGAAUGCGAAUGCAAUCUUUGACACUGCGGCAGCUGAAUCGAAGGCUGACGAAGAUGCCAUGUCGACUACUUCCACUGUACUGGGUGGUGCAGGCGGCUCUACAUCGACCGUGUUAGGAGGCGCUGGAGGUUCAACCUCUACGAUACUCUCUGCAAAGAACAAGCCGUUGUAUUCAGCUAAGAGUGGACGAAAGAUUCGUGCUGGAGAGGGAGAACAACAAGCUGGAGGAGGAGAGUUGAAAAUUGAAGGUGGGCAAGACCAAGAGCCUGGUAAUAAAUCUAAGCAUUCAACAGGAGGGCGACCGAUGGUCCAAGUAAUCAGUGGUGGUCAGCAGAGUUUUAAGUCCGCCGACGCAAAGCAUAGCAAUAGUCGCCUUGUUGCGCGUACAGCGUCAGGCGCAGCUGUGACCAUGAACAAGCAGAUGAACGGUACUAGUGGAGUUCGCAAGCGUGUCUCACAUGGAAAACCAGUGAAAUUGAUGCGUGGUCUUCAGCUUAGCAAGUCAUCCCCGCCGCUUUCUCCUUCGUCACUCGUAGCUGGAACAGGACGUACAUCCCCAUCUUCCGGAACCGGAACAGCAACAGGAGCAACUGCUAUGCCAAAAUUGUCGACCUCUCUUUUGGCUCUGAUUUCAGGUGCCAAAAAGUCUACUGCCGCAAAACUUCCUGCCGAUGUUUUUGGGUUGAGGAAGAAACAGAGAGAACAGACUGGAAAUGGCACGACUGGCCAGGAAACUGGUGCACCCUCUAGUGGUCCGGAAAGCAGUGGCGGUUUUUUGCAGAAGCUAAGCGGAUCAGUGUCUUCGGUCUUUUCUUUCGGAGGUAAACAAGGCGAAAGCAAAGCUCUGAUGCCGCAAAAAGAUGUAAAAACAAUAUCUACAGCCACCCUUGGUCUUGACAAAAAUCGAGGUCUUGUCGAUCGCGCGGUGAAGAAGGAUGUUGAUUCGGGUACAGACGUUGAGCCACAUUUUCAAAGGGUAGAACAAGCACGUGCUCAGGCUGCUGCUACUGGGAUGAAGGCUGGCGUGAUGGAAAGAUUCUUCUCCAGCAUGGGCAACAACAACAACAACCAAGAGAAAAAGUUCGCAGCUGCAACCCCUUCUACUACUAGUGGUGCAGGAGUAGAUGAGCAGUUGAGCGAGAGAGUUACUGCUAGCGAGAAAGUUACUGCUGAGCUGCAGCGAUUGGGGGAGAAUUUUGAGGCUCGCACUCUUUCCGCCGAAGCGCGCGCCGACGCAGCUGAAGAAAAGCUUCGCUCACUGCGGUACAUGCUGAGCGAAAACCAGUCGCCAUCACGACUGAAGCUUUCAAACAAAGAAAGCUUUGAAACGAGGAUCGGAGCUGUCCUCAUGCUCCUAGAUGACACGACUAGAAGGGCGGAUGUUGAACAAGAAGAGGAAGCACAACGCCAAGAACAAGAUGGCGGCACUUUAUCCUCUACCUCUGUUUCAACGAUAAUUGGUGAAGCUGGUUCUACUGUAGGAGCGACAGCUGCCGCCAACACAGCGAAGACCCCAACACUAGGCCGUCCUCGUGGUGCUGACGGAAACAUCGUGAUGACUGAGUCAGAGCGUCUGAAUAUCGUUUUUGAGGUGCAUGAGCUGGAGCAAAUGUAUAACCGACUGCUGCAAAAGUGCAAAGCCGAACUGGAGCAUCAGCGGCAACAGCAGCAGCAUUUGCGGUAUGUGUCGCGUGAUCGGAUUUCAAAAUUGCAACUGGAGCUCGCUGAGGCAAAUAAGCUGAUGCGCCACCAAUCGCCCGAACACGAGGAGAGCCAUGCAGCACAGAGAAUGCGCUUUCUCAGGAACAAAGUCGACCGCCUCGAAGCUGAGAGGAGAAGACUGGAGGCCGCACUUCUUAGCGGCACCUAUGUGUUAGGUACGGGGUCAUUUCCAGGAGGCGCAUUUGAUGAUGUUGAAGGGCGUACGUCUCAGUUGUCGCUUACAAGCGGCGACAAGGUUGGAAGUAAGAGCAGUAUCGGAUCUGUUGCGACUUCAGUAGACCUACUUCCACGCAACAUGAAAAACAGUAAAGACCUUCUUCUCAAGUUAGGCGAACCUUCUCGAGACGCAGCGGCUCUAGCCGAAGGAAUUGCGAGAGUCGAUGGAUUGAUCACCGAAACUGAAAAGGGAUUAUUGAAGGUUGUGGAAGCAAGUUCACCGGACGAUGUGCUAGACAGCGAACUGCACUCGUUGAUUACAUCUGGGAUUGAAACUUUGCAAGCGAGUGCAGCUUCACUUCGCACGGCGAUCCAAGAGUUUGGGUCUUGUCGAGAAAAACUCAGUUCAGUGCUCUUCGAUUUGAAACCAGCACAGAAUGCGUCUAUCGCCACGGAAGGCGCAGCAGCAGAACCUUCAUCUGCAGCUCCCGCUGCAACGAGUCUCCGGAGUGAUGCAGAGUCUGUUGCGCUCCAGCGGGGCGUCGCUGCGAGUAACUUGCGGGAACUGAGUAAGUGGCUGGACGAGUUUUAUCUAAAUGAGCAGAACAGUGAUCGAGGCGUGCCCACGACGACCUCUGAGGAAGUUAGCAAGUUGGGUGAAGUCCUCGUAGACUCAACAUCAGCUGCACCUGCAUCAUCGUCCGCACUGAAAAAGCAGAAGGAGCGUUUGAAUCGGUGGCGUGUCAAGGAAGCUGAGUUCCUUCGCGAAGAGCAGGAAGAAAUCUUGAAGGAUUUUGAUCGAGUUCGUGCUGUGUUGAAGUCUCGUUUCGUCUCUUUUGAAACGCGCAUAGCAGAAUGGCGGGUUCGAUGUUCGGACGCUGCAGCUGCAGACCUCAGCUUGUUUGCAGACAAGAGUGCAGGAAAUCAUGGUACAACUUCUGGUGUGGCUGCAGUAGGCGUUGCUCCCUCUGCUUCCCCAGCUCGUGGAACUCCAGUGACGACCGGUGGGCAUCAAGAACCUGCUUCCAAGAACGCUGCAGCAUCUACAGCGUCACCACCUGGGAGAACAAAUUCGUCUAGAAGUACUUCCUCACCAUCCGGCUCCCCAGCACAGCAAGUUCGAAUCAUCGCUCCUGGCGCCAACAAGAACGCUGCAGCAGCACCCAGGUCUGCCAGUAAGGUCUUAGAGCGUGCUAUGGCGAGGCACGACUCGCGACGACGAAUCCGGGAACGGAAACACGCUCGUGCGCACGAGUCGCGGAACAUCAUACUUAGAAGGGGUCGUACUAGCAAGAACGGAACUUGGGACACGAUAUCGGAGUUCACAACGGAACUAGAUAAUUCCUCCAGAUUCGAUCAUUACACCGCAGAUGAACAAACCGAUGUUCCAGGAGCUUCUGCUUCGGGAGUUGAUGUUCCGCGAACAGGAAUUGCUGAUCUCCUCGAAGUAGCAGCAGGUCUAGGUGGACUCUAUGAAGAUGAGACCAAGAAUUCUCUUGGUGCUUCUUCUGCUGGGAACUAUGUCUCCUUUGACAGUGAAGAAGGUAGCGAGGAUGUAGCUCCUGCUGGACCUGAAGCUGCUGCUGGUGUUGGCCGACCUGAAGCUGCUGUCGGCGUUCUUGGCCGACCUGAAGCUGCUGUCGGCGUUCUUGAUGCACCCCAACAGAGCGAGACCUCCUCCAGCCUCCAAGUGCAUCAAGAGAUGAAUGGCACUGUUGAUCUCAACAACAGCACUCCAUCCAUGCGGAUCCAGGAACUCGAAGAAGUCCUUGACAGGAGAAUGCUCAAUACUCAAGAGGACAGGGAUCAUGAUGCGGAUAGGGGUGCUGGGCCAAGGGCUGGGUCUGAUCUACUCUACAACGCCCUAAACGCCCAAGAACGUGACCAUUUUCUCAACCAGCCGCCAUCUGGUAGUCUGAUUGUUCUUGGGGCGGGAGGUUCAAGAACAGCUGCACCUGAUGUAGUUCAAGCUGAAGACCGUUCCGGUGCCGCAGCUCAAGUACUAGAACCUGAAGGAGAUGAUACUCUCAUCGACUCGACAUCGCGACAGGACGAAAAUGAAGAGACGAGCCUUGGAGCUAGUAUGGCCCUCAACGGUGGCGAUACGACAGCUGAUGAAAUGGCCAAUACAACUUCUAGGCGAGAUGACGAGCCGUCAGUAGGCAGAGUCGAGGACACCAGCCGAAUUGCAAAUGCGGGACAUCAACCACAGCAAGAGGAGACCGAAGAAACUACUUCAUCAGUGACUGCACAGCCACAGGAGCCUACAACAGCGUCUUCUAUACCACAUGUAAAAAAGCUAAACGACACGCAAGCUUCGACGUUGAAAUUGAAUGAGCAGGAGGAGUCGCUCUAUUCAUUGGACCAUCAUCAUGAAGCCGAUCGAAGCCCGCCUUCAUCCCCGACACAGCCACUAGGUCUACAAGAAGAAUUUGGCGGAGCAUCCUUUAUCAUAGCCAACGACAUGCUUUUUUUAGAGACGGUGCCCGAGACAGAGGAAACUGAAAGCCCACGCGACAUCGACACCGACAAUGGGAAUGCCCAAUCGGAACCUAAUCAAGCAGUAGCUGGUAUGCUUACACUUAGAAGCAGCAGGCCGUCAAGCUAAAGUGGGCUCAGGAUGAAAACAAAUUUACUUUUGUUCUCAAUGAUUUCUUUUUCUUAUUCAUUGGUUGGAUGGUAAGCUGAUGAUCUUUCUCUCUAUCAGCUAUCUGGACUGCUUCCUCCUAUCCUGUGCAAAACUUGACCGCAAAACUUAUACAUAGUAUUUUUUCGUUCGUUCUUUUUGAUUAUGAAUCGUAUUUAGUGCGUUUUUUACAUACAUAAAAAGCUCAUCUUAACACAUAGAGGCUUUUCCGCUUUUCCGUUCUUCCUUAUCUUAUUUUUUGUCUGCUGAUUCUGGUACUUCUACUUCGUCUAGUCCUUGACUUGUUCACUGAUUAUACGGAAAAAAUCUUCACACGCAUACCUUCCCAUUGCUUUGAACCAAAACUGUAGGAUUGUGUAAAAGCUGCGCAGGCAGCGAAGUACUAGCGACACUGAAAGCACGUAGCGCGCUCC
Molecule: messenger RNA, 5372 nt
Organism: Amoebophrya sp. A25
Lineage: Eukaryota; Dinophyceae; Syndiniales; Amoebophryaceae
Source: the annotation of a GenBank genome assembly